AUGGUAAUGCAGUUUCAGGGGUUAGAAAAUCCAAUUCAAAGUAGUCCUCGCCAUAGACAUGCAUCAUCAGGAUUUAUUAUGGAAAUGAUGAACAUGAAGCCUGAUAAAGGUGUACUAACAGAGCAAGCAGCAGGACCUUUGGGACAGAAUCUAGAAGUAGAGCCAUACUCACAAUACAACAAUGUUCCGUUUCCGCAAGUUCAGCCACAGAUUUCCUCGUCAUCCUAUUAUUCCAACCUGGGUUUCUAUCCCCAGCAGCCCGAGGAGUGGUAUUCUCCUGGAAUAUAUGAACUCAGGCGAAUGCCAGCAGAGACUCUCUACCAAGGAGAGAUUGAGGUAGCAGAGAUUCCUGUAACAAAAAAGGCCCGAAUGAGUGCAUCCGCAGGGAGAAUAAAAGGGGAUGAAUUAUGUGUUGUUUGCGGAGACAGAGCAUCUGGUUACCAUUAUAAUGCACUGACCUGUGAGGGCUGCAAAGGUUUCUUUAGGAGAAGCAUUACCAAAAAUGCCGUGUACAAGUGUAAAAAUGGGGGCAACUGUGUGAUGGACAUGUACAUGCGAAGAAAAUGCCAAGAAUGUCGCCUAAGGAAAUGCAAAGAGAUGGGAAUGUUGGCUGAAUGUAUGUAUACAGGCUUGUUAACGGAAAUUCAGUGUAAAUCUAAACGACUAAGGAAAAACGUGAAGCAGCAUGCAGAUCAGACCAUUAAUGAAGACAGUGAAGGUCGGGAUUUGCGACAAGUGACCUCGACAACCAAGUCAUGCAGGGAGAAAACUGAACUCACCCCAGAUCAACAGAAUCUUCUGCAUUAUAUUAUGGAUUCAUACAGCAAACAGAGGAUGCCUCAGGAAAUAACAAAUAAAAUUUUGAAAGAAGAAUUCAGUGCAGAAGAAAACUUUCUCAUUUUAACUGAAAUGGCAACUAGUCAUGUACAGAUUCUCGUAGAAUUCACAAAAAAACUGCCAGGAUUUCAGACUUUGGACCAUGAAGAUCAAAUUGCUUUGCUGAAGGGGUCUGCAGUUGAAGCUAUGUUCCUGCGUUCAGCUGAGAUUUUUAAUAAGAAACUUCCAGCUGGACAUGCUGACCUAUUGGAAGAAAGAAUUCGGAAGAGUGGUAUCUCUGAUGAAUACAUAACACCUAUGUUUAGUUUUUAUAAAAGCGUUGCAGAAUUGAAAAUGACUCAAGAAGAGUAUGCUCUGCUUACGGCAAUUGUUAUCCUCUCUCCAGACAGACAAUACAUAAAGGACAGAGAAGCGGUAGAGAAGCUCCAGGAACCACUGCUUGAUGUGCUCCAGAAGUUGUGUAAGAUUUAUCAGCCUGAAAAUCCUCAACAUUUUGCCUGUCUGCUGGGCCGUUUGACUGAGCUGCGGACAUUUAAUCAUCACCACGCAGAGAUGCUGAUGUCCUGGAGAGUAAAUGACCACAAGUUUACCCCACUUCUCUGCGAAAUCUGGGAUGUGCAGUGACGAACACUGCAGGGGCAACAGCAUCUAGUUCUUGAUUUUCCUCAUAAUAUAAAUCUGAUGUACAACUUUCUUUUAUUUCAUUUGUACCUGGUCUCACACAAGAAUUUUGACAAAUAUUUAUGCAGUAAUUACAUAACUUCCACAGUUGUAAAUAUAGAGCUAGAUAGGAUGACUUUCUUUACAUUGUAUUUUAUAAGGCUUCAGGGAAUCUUUCAUUCUAAUUGGCAUGCCCUGUUUGCCUAAUUAAAUUGAUCAUUCUUUACCUCUGUCUGUUGAAAUAGGGAAAAUUUCAUUUUGCUCUUAUCUUACCUUAUUUGCGUACAUUUUAUCAAAGAGCUGGUUUCAAUUUUGGCAAUAAAUUGAACAUAAUGGCAACAGGCUUCUCUUUUGGAACAAAAUUUGAAAAAUAUACAAACUCAUUUCUUUAAAUGGUGAAUCACAUCCUAAUGGGCCUGAUGUGUAUCUGGGA
Lontra canadensis (Northern American river otter) is the source of this 1930-nucleotide messenger RNA. RefSeq names its product nuclear receptor subfamily 1 group H member 4 (gene NR1H4). Gene Ontology annotation, molecular function: RNA polymerase II cis-regulatory region sequence-specific DNA binding; zinc ion binding; nuclear receptor activity. The record is from RefSeq and is a predicted model, not a curated record. Gene Ontology annotation, biological process: negative regulation of transcription by RNA polymerase II; negative regulation of inflammatory response; cell differentiation. Lineage: Eukaryota; Metazoa; Chordata; Mammalia; Carnivora; Mustelidae. The transcript is spliced from 9 exons. Bases 1 to 1461 code for a protein of 486 amino acids.